UACAUCGCUGCUCGGGUUUGAUUUUUUACUUGCAGUUUUGCCUGUUUUGUCAGAAAAGUUGAAAAUUGUUGCAUUUUGGAAAAUUCGUGUAGACGGCCCAGAGUCCGCGAAUUUCUGAGGUUAUUUUUUAACUUGUGAAAGUAUUUUAUAAUUGUCUAUCAGGCGUUACAUACAAAUUUCAAAACGCUUUAAGGAAAAUUUGUGUACUUAGUGCCUGGGUGUGACCACGAUAAGGUAAAUCAUUUGGAUAGAUUAGUCAUCUUUUCAAAAAAAAAAACAAAAGUCGGUAAAAUGACUGAACGUCACACUUUUGGAGGAACUGUUAACCCAAUCACAUGUCACGCUUGGAACAAGGAUCGUACCCAGAUUGCCAUAUCUCCCAACAACAAUGAAGUGCAUAUCUAUAAACGCGAAGGUUCGGAUUGGAAGCUGCUCGAUGUGUUGAACCAACACGAUUUGCGUGUGAUGGGAAUAGAUUGGGCCCCUAAUACAAACCGGAUUGUAACUUGUGCGGUAGACCGAAACGCAUACGUUUGGAGUCAAGGAGAUGAUGGCAAGUGGAAACCUACUUUGGUGCUGCUCAGAAUAAAUCGUGCUGCCACAUGUGUACGUUGGUCUCCUUUGGAGAAUAAGUUUGCCGUUGGUUCGGGAGCUCGAUUAAUUUCGGUUUGCUAUUUUGAGUCGGAGAACGACUGGUGGGUUUCAAAACACAUCAAGAAACCGAUUCGUUCUACGGUCACUUCUUUAGAUUGGCAUCCUAACAAUGUGCUACUGGUCGCUGGUUCGACCGAUUAUAAGGUGCGCGUAUUCUCCGCUUUUAUUAAAGACAUUGAACAACACCCUGAGCCAACGGCUUGGGGCCCGAAAAAACCUCUCGGGCAAAUGUUGGCAGAAUUUAAGAAUUCAACCAAUGGUGGAGGAUGGGUUCAUAGUGUUAGUUUUUCUGCUGACGGAAAUCGUAUAUGUUGGGUUGGCCAUGACAGUGCUAUAAAUAUUGCCGAAGCUAACGGAGGAAACAUUGCUGUCAAACUUAAAACUGAAUAUCUUCCUUUCCUAUGCUGUGAGUGGAUAUCCGCUCAGUCUAUAUUGAUGGCCGGUCACAGCUGUGUCCCAUUGAUAUAUACGUUCGAUGGAAGCAAGAUUGUUUUAUCAGCUAAGCUGGACCAAUCUACAAAGAAGGAGCAGGGAGGAAUUUCAGCUAUGAGAAUUUUCCAAUCACUGGACCGUAAUUUACGUACUGAAAACUCCGAUACCAACCUUGAAUCGAUCCAUCAAAAUGCUAUUACUUGUGUUUGCAUUUAUUCUGGUAACAAGGGCAGUGCCCAACGGGUCAGUACUUCCGGCUUAGAUGGGCAGUUGGUUAUUUGGGACCUUAAUACACUCACUCGUUCUAUGCAAGGGCUUCGUAUGUAGAUGACCUGAGAAAACUUCAGGAAUCUACGAGAUAACAUUCUUAUAUCUGGUGUUAUCAAAAAUAGUUCGAUUAAAUGGUAUAUAGUUAAGAUAAUUCCAUUUUAAACGCAUGCAUUUGUAGCUAACAAUUGAAAUAACAUCUUCAAUAAAUUUAUU
Molecule: messenger RNA, 1569 nt
Organism: Sabethes cyaneus
Lineage: Eukaryota; Metazoa; Arthropoda; Insecta; Diptera; Culicidae
Gene: Arpc1
Product: actin-related protein 2/3 complex subunit 1A-B
Exons: 2
Coding region: 292-1413 (373 amino acids)
Biological process (GO): Arp2/3 complex-mediated actin nucleation
Cellular component (GO): Arp2/3 protein complex; actin cytoskeleton
Molecular function (GO): actin filament binding
Source: RefSeq, a predicted model, not a curated record